This is a messenger RNA of Bufo gargarizans (Asiatic toad), 1739 nucleotides long. RefSeq names its product fukutin-like. Bases 185 to 1570 code for a protein of 461 amino acids. Lineage: Eukaryota; Metazoa; Chordata; Amphibia; Anura; Bufonidae. Gene Ontology annotation, cellular component: Golgi membrane. The record is from RefSeq and is a predicted model, not a curated record. The transcript has 10 exons.
GUGACAGCGCGCUGCACUGUACUCUUCUCUGCUACAGCAAUGACUUCAUAGAUCUCUACAGACAAGCAGGGGUGGACGUCUGCGGGUAAUGUGACGUGAAGGUUUUCCUGCACGCUUCAUGUCACCCGAUGAAGAUGACUGCAGUUGAUAUGAUCUGCUAUCACACGUCUGCGAGUCCGGGAUAAUGCAACGAGUCAACAAAAACGUGGUGUUGGCUGUGCUGACAGCCGCAAGUACCUUGUUUCUUCUGUUUCAGCUGUACUACUACCGAUACUAUAUAUCUGCAAAGAAUGGCCCUGCUUUCUCCAAGAUGAAGGGAAGUUUGGCUGCACAAGACAGUACACAUUGGAGAGUGGUUAAGAGCUUCUUGAACCUGGUUACCAACCACAAUGUACCAGUUUUUCUAGUGGACACUCAAAUUUUGGGACCUCUAAGUAAGGAUUUAGAACAGUUGAAGAGCUCACCAGAUAGUUUGCCACCUGGAUGUCAAUAUUUCUGCAAGCAGAGAGACAUCACCACAUUUGGACUGCUGGACAAGAUAUGGGAACAUAAAGGUGGCAUUUUUCAAGCAGCAGAGAAGUUGGGAUUUCAGUGGCAGAAAUAUGAUGGAAGAGAUCCACGACUGGAAGGGAUGGAUGAUCUCUCAGGCACAGAAAUACCUCUUCAUUAUAUAUUCAAAAUGGCCGCUCACACAAUACAUUUAGUAGUCUUUUAUGAAAGAAGUGGCAACUACCUCUGGCACGGCCCUUUAAGACUGAAGAGAAAUAUGGACAGAAAGUUUGCACCUUUUCGAAAGCUUCAGUUUGGCCGAUAUGCUGGGGCUUAUAGUAGUGCUGAUCUGGUCCAGAUUACUGUGGACAAAAUACAGGUGAAGAUCCCAAGAGACCCCUCGCUAUUUUUAUCUGAGGUUUCAAAUGCAAGGUUCUUAGAGUGCCGCUAUAAAGAAGCUCGGUCAUUUUUUAAGCUCUAUCCUGACGACACAUCACUGGAUGGGAUAGAAUUUAGAAAGAAAGCCAAAGCACUGUUACACAUGGCAGCUUCCACCUUGGACUCGUUGGGUGUGGCUUUCUGGAUCAGCAGUGGGACAUGUUUAGGUUGGUAUCGGCAGUGCAAUAUCAUUCCUUACAGUAAAGAUGUGGAUUUGGGGAUCUUUAUACAGGACUACAAGCCUGAUCUAGUUCCAGCAUUUGAGAAGGCCGGACUGCCACUGAAGCACAGAUUUGGCAUGGUAGAAGAUAGCUUGGAACUCUCUUUUCUUGGGAGAGAUGAUGUGAAACUUGACAUAUUUUUCUUCUAUGAAGAAGAUGACUAUAUGUGGAAUGGUGGCACACAAGCCAAAAGUGGCAAGAAAUUUAAAUACCUGUUCCCAAAAUUUACACUUUGCUGGACAGAAUUUUUGGAGCUCAAGGUCCAAGUCCCAUGUGAGACUGUAGAUUAUAUAGAAGCAAAUUACGGCAAGAAUUGGGAUGUUCCUAUUAAAGUCUGGGACUGGAAAAACUCUCCAUCCAAUGUUCAGCCCAAUGGAGUGUGGCCUGUUGAUGAGUGGGAUGAAGUCAUUCAAUUAUUUUAAUCGAAAUGUGAAAAUUUUAAACUUGGAUUUACAAUGCAACAUAAUUUUAUUAGAAUAGAGAAUUUCCAUGCGCGGUACCACUUGCAGGACAACGAGUGACUUUCUUUGCAAUCUAGAAUAUGGUUUGUGAUAUGUGUGCACUGGUAACUGAAGAGAAAACCACGGCACU